Molecule: messenger RNA, 861 nt
Organism: Pestalotiopsis fici W106-1
Lineage: Eukaryota; Fungi; Ascomycota; Sordariomycetes; Amphisphaeriales; Sporocadaceae
Exons: 2
Coding region: 1-861 (286 amino acids)
Cellular component (GO): membrane; endomembrane system
Source: RefSeq, a predicted model, not a curated record
AUGCCCGCCGAAACCCGCGGCUCCGUCCGCCAGCGCAAGGCGGCAGCCGUCCGGGCAGAACAGGAGCCGACACCGCGCGUCGUCGAGCUCAACACCUCCGACGAUGAGGAGGAAUUCAUCAAGAACGGAACGGGCCCCUUGCAGCAGGAGCCCCGGCCCAAGCCCACCCCAAAGGCCCGCGUCAAGGCCGACGACGACGAGUACAGCCCCUGGCUCGAUGUGCUGCGCGUCCUCACCUUCCUGGUGCUCGCCGGCGUCGGUUUGAGCUAUCUCAUCUCCAACGGGACCACAUUUGGCCUCGAUAAGCUGGCCAAGCAUCCGCCAAAGUACUUUAGAAAGGACUGGUGGACAGAGCAAUUUAAAACGCCGCUCCAACUCACACCAGCCGAGCUAUCCGCCUACGACGGCAGCGACCCAGAGAAGCCCAUCUACCUCGCGAUCAAUGGCACCAUUUACGACGUGUCAGCGAACCGACGCACCUACGGACCGGGCGGCUCGUACCAUGUCUUUGCAGGCGUGGAUGCAGCGCGCGGAUUCGUCACGGGCUGUUUCGCCGAUGACCGGACGGCGGACCUGCGCGGCAUUGAGGAGAUGCACAUUCCCCGCGACGACCCGGAGGUUGACUCACUAUACACGGCCGCGGAUCUCGAGGCCCUCAAGGUGCGCGAGCGCGCCGAGGCCGAGCAAAAGGUCCGCGACCAGCUCUCCCACUGGGUCAACUUCUUCGCCCGCAGCCCAAAGUACCCCCACGUCGGCACCGUUAAGCGUGAGCCCGGCUGGCUCGACAAGGAGCCUCUCAAGCCUCUGUGCGAGCAGGCUCAGAAGGGAAGGCCGAAGAGGAAGGCGCCCGAGACAAACUGA